ACGCACACAAGAUACAGUAGGUACAAGUACAGCAGGUGGAAACGAUACCAGUCCUCUCUUCUCCUCUUUGUCAAGUAGGCUGCCUAGGUUAGUGCCUGAGGACGGUUCUAUUGGUUUUCUCUUGAGAAAGUGACAGUUGGGGGAAAGCGGGAGCGGUUGACGAAGUGCCCAGGUAGCAUAGACUACAGGAUGGCACCAGCCCCGCAGACGGUGUGGGUUCUUCUCGCGCUGUACGGUGUCCUGAAUGUGCGCUCCUGUUGUACUUUUACUUGUCCUUCCAUUUGCGAAUGUUCAAUGAAGAGCGAUACAUGUUCCACAGAAACGCGAGAGAAACUCAGCUGCACAAGGGAAACGCAACUAAGGUCCCGGGUCGCUCCAUCAUUUAUUCGAAACGUAAGACUAACUCAUCUGCCAUUGACAGAAGUUUCAAGCAAUGCCUUCAGGGGACUGAUCAACGUGUCCAGAAUUGAGAUCUCUCAGAGUGACUGCAUCAGGAACAUAAGAAGCCAUGCAUUCCUCUCUCUCCACAGCCUGGCUGAGAUACAGAUACAGAACAUCAGAAAUCUGAUCAGUAUAGAGAAGGGGGCCUUCACUGAUCUGCCCAGGCUGAGAUACCUGAGUAUCUGUAACACAGGAAUAAAACACUUUCCUGACUUCUCCACCAUUUCCUCUUUGGUGAUACUGGAUAACUUCUUCCUUGAGCUGGGAGACAACAUGCAUCUCGACAGCAUACCUGCCAACGCCUUUCAAGGUAUCACAGAGGAGCUUGUGUACAUGAAAAUUAUAAAAAAUGGAUUCAAGGAAAUCAGGUCACACGCUUUCAAUGGAACAAAUCUGGAUAAACUGAUUCUGAAAGACAACAGAUAUCUGAGGAACAUCCAUGAAGAUGCCUUUGAGGGGGCCUCAGGGCCAACUGUGCUUGACGUCUCCUCCACAGCUCUCCGCACCCUCCCCCGUCGAGGCUUGGGGCAUUUGAAGGUCCUGAUAGCCCGUUCUACCCCCUACCUGAAGACUCUACCCCCUCUGGAAAGCCUCCUAGAGCUGGAGGUGGCAGAGGUCACUUACCCCAGCCACUGCUGUGCCUUCCACACCUGGCGACGCAAACACAGAGAAAAAGUUGUCCUUGCACUCUCUCCGAACCUCAGAAGGCUGUGCGAUGACGACGAUGAAAUCAUGGACCUCUCAGCAGACCAUGUGACCGACCUGUAUGACAUCAACCUCCAUUACCCAGACCUGCAGCUGAGCCUGUGUCCUGGAGCUUUCCAGUGCACCCCGGAGCCCGACGCCUUCAACCCCUGUGAGGACCUGCUUGGGUACUCCUUCCUCCGCUCAGUCACCUGGCUCAUCACCGUGUUCGCUGUGGCCGGGAACAUGGCCGUGCUGGUCGUACUGAUCACCAGCCACCAGAAGCUUAAUGUCUCCCGGUUCCUGAUGUGUAACCUGGCCUUCGCAGACCUCUGCAUGGGGCUCUACCUCCUCCUCAUCGCAGCCAUGGACUACCACUCCCGCAAGGAGUACUACAACCAUGCCACGGACUGGCAGACGGGCAUGGGCUGUGGCGUGGCGGGGUUCUUGACCGUGUUCGCCAGCGAGCUGUCUGUCUACACGCUGACCAUGAUAACGUUAGAGCGGUGGCACACCAUCACCAACGCCAUGCACAUCAACAAGAGGCUGAGGCUGAGGCAUGUGGUGAUCAUGAUGGCUGGGGGGUGGUGCUUCUCCCUAUUGGCUGCUCUGCUUCCUGUCCUGGGGGUCAGCAGCUACACUAAGGUGUCGAUCUGCCUGCCCAUGGACAUCGAGUCCCUAGUCUCCCAGGUGUAUGUUGUAGCCCUCCUCCUCCUCAACGUCACCGCCUUCUUCAUCGUCUGCUACUGCUACGUACGUAUCUACCUGUCCAUCCACAACCCUGACCUAGCAACCCGCCACGGCGAUGCCAAGAUCGCCAAGCGCAUGGCCGUCCUCAUCUUCACCGACUUCCUCUGCAUGGCGCCCAUCUCCUUCUUCGCCAUCUCGGCGGCUCUCCGCAUGCCCCUCAUCACCGUCUCCCACUCCAAGAUCCUCCUCGUCCUCUUCUACCCAAUCAACUCCCUCUGUAACCCGUUCCUCUACACCAUCUUUACUCGAGCGUUUCGGAAGGAUAUGUGUUUGUUGUUGAGUCGCUGUAGUUGUUGCCAUGCCAGAGCGGAGUUCUACAGGGCACAGAACCUGGCAACACACACUAUACCACCUAAGGGUCGGACUACAUCCCCCAGAAAGCCUCACUCUUUCAGGUUCUAUGCCUACCACAUCAAGAUGCAGGGAUGCUUCCUCAGCAAUGGAGGCGGAGCGCGUGACUAGUCUCAGCCAGUCAGAACUGAGGGUACGGCCACAUUGAGAUUUUGGUCGUUUCCCCUGCUCAGACGUUGCAUGCAUCAACCAAUGGUUGCGUGCCACGUCAUCGACUGUGUCGUCAACUGACAGAUCGCUAUAACAUAUGUGGUUAGCUGAUAAGUAAAAUGCCUAUGCAGACGUUGUAAGAUCUGGCAUGCGUCAGCAAAGCCUGAGCAGAGAACGCACCCUUUAUGUAUGAAAAUUGCAGAUUGAGCCAAUGGUUUUUCAAUGGGAGUCAUCCGUUGUCAGAUGAAUGACAACAGAUUGUCUGUCAAAAAAACACAAAAUAUGUCCGCCUUCAUAAGUAUUCAAUUCAAGAAGUAGAGAUGAGUUAAACUUUUGACGGGCAAAAACGGACAAUGAUAUAUAUUGUCAUAUACAAUUUAAUCCUUGUUUAUCCAUCUCCUUGUUCAGGCCCUGUACAGGGGUUGUACUGUACAUUAAGCUGCUUCACACUACAGAAACAAGAGAGGCUCCUACUCCUAUGAGGUUUUCCGGCUUGCACAAGCCACACCUCAAUGUGGCCAUAGCCUUAAUCUCAGCUGUAACAAGGUGAUUGAGCAUCUGUGCCCCUCCCUUUAAAAGACAAGCACAUGGAGUUCUCUGGGCAGGCCAGAUCAGGGAGAGGAAGCUGCUUCCAGUCUCCAAGCUGCCAUGUCGGUUUGGAGUGAAGGUGUUUUAGAGUAUUGUUGUUGAGCGUAAUAAUGUACGAAGUAAAGUGCAUUGUUUGUAACCUGGUGUGGUAGUUUGGAGCCCAACAAGGUAUAGCACAACCUUUUCAUUGUUUGUAACCUGGUGUGGUAGUUUGGAGCCCAACAAGGUAUAGCACAACCUUUUCAUUGUUUGUAACUUGGUGUGGUAGUUUGGAGCCCAGCAAGGUAUAGCACAACCUUUUCAUUGUUUGUAUUGUCUUUUUCCUUGUGUACAUUUUAAAGGGGAAGGCCAGUUUGUAUUUGUGUACAUUUUAAAGGGGAAGGCCAGUUUGUAUUUGUGUACAUUUUAAAGGGGAAGGCCAGUUUGUAUUUGCCUUAAAUCUGAUGCAUUGGUAGCUUUAUAGUAGCUUCCUCUUGUGUGCUGUGUGCCUUGCUUCACCAUCACCUAACCUGAGUGCUGUGAUUUAUACCUCUAUUUUCAACAUUUGGUGUAACAUGUUAUCUGGUGUGUAACUUAACUGUUACAUUAACCAACACAGCCUUUCAUGCAUUUCCCUUAUGUUUAAUUGAAACUUGUAAUAAACUGUGUUUGUGUGAUGCGUUGUACCCAGUUGAAGUCUCCAUUGACUCUGUCCUAUCCCAAGAAUGUGUGUUGCAUGCAGAAUUUAACCAGAAUUGACUCAAUUUCAAUAAU
Molecule: messenger RNA, 3717 nt
Organism: Coregonus clupeaformis (lake whitefish)
Lineage: Eukaryota; Metazoa; Chordata; Actinopteri; Salmoniformes; Salmonidae
Product: lutropin-choriogonadotropic hormone receptor-like
Exons: 14
Coding region: 190-2337 (715 amino acids)
Biological process (GO): male gonad development; follicle-stimulating hormone signaling pathway
Cellular component (GO): membrane
Molecular function (GO): luteinizing hormone receptor activity; follicle-stimulating hormone receptor activity
Source: RefSeq, a predicted model, not a curated record